Messenger RNA from Lynx canadensis (Canada lynx), 1509 nucleotides. It is a transcript of the gene TINAGL1, whose product is annotated as tubulointerstitial nephritis antigen like 1. Gene Ontology annotation, molecular function: cysteine-type peptidase activity. Gene Ontology annotation, cellular component: lysosome. Bases 66 to 1469 code for a protein of 467 amino acids. NCBI's taxonomy places the organism in Eukaryota, Metazoa, Chordata, Mammalia, Carnivora, Felidae. The transcript is spliced from 12 exons. Gene Ontology annotation, biological process: proteolysis. The record is from RefSeq and is a predicted model, not a curated record.
GCAGGAGCCGGGAGGCCGGAGGCGCGUGGGGCAGCCCGGGGCGCAGCCCGUCACCAGGAGGCACCAUGUGGCGAUGUCCACUGGGGCUGCUGCUGUUGCUGCUGCUGGCCGGCGAGUUGACCCUGGGUGCCCGGCGGGGUCGUGGGCGCCGGGAGCUAGCCCCGGGUCUGCACCUGCGGGGCAUCCGGGAUGCGGGCGGCCGGUACUGCGGGGGGCAGGACCUGUGCUGCCGGGGCCGUGCCGACGACUGCGCCCUGCCCUACCUGGGUGCCACCUGCUACUGUGACCUCUUCUGCAACCGCACCGUCUCCGACUGCUGCCCUGACUUCUGGGACUUCUGCCUCGGCGUGCCACCCCCCUUUCCCCCCAUCCCAGGAUGUACCCAUGGGAGUCGCAUCUAUCCAAUCUUAGGAACCUACUGGGACAACUGUAACCGUUGCACCUGCCAGGAGCAAGGGCAGUGGGAGUGUGACCAGGAGCCAUGCCUGGUGGACGAAGACAUGAUCAACGCCAUCAACCGGGGCAACUACGGAUGGCGGGCUGGGAACCACAGCGCCUUCUGGGGCAUGACCCUGGAUGAAGGCAUUCGCUACCGCCUGGGCACCAUCCGCCCUUCUUCCUCUGUCACCAAUAUGAAUGAGAUUCACACAGUUCUGGGCCCAGGGGAGGUGCUGCCCACAGCGUUCGAGGCCUCUGAGAAGUGGCCCAACCUGAUCCAUGGGCCUCUUGACCAGGGCAACUGUGCAGGCUCCUGGGCCUUCUCCACAGCAGCCGUGGCAUCCGAUCGCGUCUCAAUCCAUUCCCUGGGGCAUAUGGCACCUGUCCUGUCGCCCCAGAACCUGCUGUCUUGUAACACCCACAACCAGCAGGGUUGCCGUGGUGGGCGUCUCGAUGGGGCCUGGUGGUUCCUGCGACGUCGAGGGGUUGUGUCCGACCACUGCUACCCGUUCAUGGGCAGCGAGCGGGACGAGGCUGGCCCCGCGCCCCGCUGUAUGAUGCACAGCCGGGCCAUGGGUCGGGGCAAGCGCCAGGCCACUGCCCGAUGCCCCAGUAGCCAUGUCCAUGCCAAUGACAUCUACCAGGUCACUCCUGCCUACCGCCUCGGCUCCAGCGAGAAGGAGAUCAUGAAGGAACUGAUGGAGAACGGCCCUGUCCAAGCUCUCAUGGAGGUGCACGAGGACUUCUUCCUGUACCAGGGCGGCAUCUACAGCCACACCCCAGUGAGCCUUGGGAGGCCAGAGCGAUACCGCCGGCACGGGACCCACUCGGUCAAGAUCACAGGGUGGGGACAGGAGACGCUGCCCGACGGAAGAACGCUCAAAUACUGGACGGCGGCCAACUCGUGGGGCCCAGCCUGGGGCGAGAGGGGCCACUUCCGCAUCGUGCGCGGCGCCAACGAGUGCGACAUCGAGAGCUUCGUGCUGGGCGUCUGGGGCCGCGUGGGCACGGAGGACAUGGCGCACCGCUGAGGCCCUGGCACCGCGCCGGGCUGGCCGGCGGAAGAGCCCC